This is a messenger RNA of Iphiclides podalirius (scarce swallowtail), 1056 nucleotides long. Lineage: Eukaryota; Metazoa; Arthropoda; Insecta; Lepidoptera; Papilionidae. The record is from the annotation of a GenBank genome assembly.
AUGAUAAAAAGGCCAGAAGAUUCGAGCUUCAGAAUGAGGGGUUUGGUGGUGCUGCUGUGCGCGGUGGCGGCGGUGAGCGCCGUCUCCUUCUUCGACCUGGUCAAGGAGGAGUGGGACGCCUUUAAGAUGGAGCACAAGAAGGAGUAUACAAGCGAGGUGGAGGACAGGUUCCGGCUGAAGAUAUACGCGGAGAACAAACACAAAAUCGCUAAGCACAACCAGCGCUUCGCCAAGGGCCUCGUCACCUACCGCUUGAGGCAGAACAAGUACGGCGACAUGCUCCACCACGAGUUCGUACACACAAUGAACGGCUUCAACAAGACCGUGAAGCACAACCGCGCCCUCUACGGCAAGGGCGCUGAGCUCCGCGGCGCCACCUUCCUGCCGGCAGCGAAUGUCCGCUACCCGGAGCAGGUGGACUGGCGCAAGCAGGGCGCCGUCACCGACAUCAAGGACCAGGGCAAGUGCGGCUCCUGUUGGUCCUUCAGCGCGACGGGCGCUUUGGAGGGUCAGCACUACCGCAAGAGCGGCUACCUGGUCUCCCUGUCGGAGCAGAACCUGAUCGAUUGCUCGUCCGCGUACGGCAACAACGGCUGCAACGGCGGCCUUAUGGACAACGCCUUCAAGUACAUAAAGGACAACCGCGGGAUCGACACCGAGCGCAGCUACCCCUACGAGGCGGUGGACGACAAGUGCAGGUACAACCCUAAGAACUCUGGUGCCGACGACGUGGGCUUCGUGGAUAUUCCGAACGGCGACGAGGAGAAGCUGAUGCAGGCGGUGGCCACCGUGGGCCCGGUCUCCGUUGCCAUCGACGCCUCCCAGGAGAGCUUCCAGUUCUACUCGGACGGCGUCUACUACGACGAGAACUGCUCCUCCUCAUCCCUGGACCACGGGGUGCUGGUGGUGGGCUACGGCACCGAUGAGAAAGGUGGCGACUACUGGCUGGUGAAGAACUCCUGGGGCCGCACUUGGGGUGACCUCGGCUACAUCAAGAUGGCGCGGAACAGGGACAACCACUGCGGCAUCGCAUCUGCCGCCUCCUACCCCCUCGUC